Emiliania huxleyi CCMP1516 is the source of this 1503-nucleotide messenger RNA. RefSeq lists its product as hypothetical. Gene Ontology annotation, molecular function: metal ion binding; acid phosphatase activity. The transcript has 3 exons. Bases 1 to 1503 code for a protein of 500 amino acids. NCBI's taxonomy places the organism in Eukaryota, Haptophyta, Isochrysidales, Noelaerhabdaceae. The record is from RefSeq and is a predicted model, not a curated record.
AUGGGCACCGACCCGACGAAGCGUGGAAUCUCCACCGAGGGGACGCCGCCGUUCACCGUGCCGGCGCCCAACAGGUUUAUCUCGGGCUCACAACUGUAUCGCGGGUACCACAACUUCAUCGUGUCCAACAUGCGCGCGCCGGUCAACUGGGCGCUCUUCUCGGGCUCGCUCACCGACGCGAGCGACUUUAAGGUCCUCGCUGUCUCGGACACCGUCACGCUGCGCGAUGCGGCGGCCCCCAUGCACCUGCGGCUCUCUCGCACCUCCUCCGUGCAACAGAUGCGCGUGUCGUGGACGUCGGCGCAGGGCGACGACGCUGCGAAGCAUCGCGUCGAGUGGGGCGUCAAGGCGUCCUCGCUCGAUCGUGUCACGCCCGCCGCGAGCCACACCUACGCUCCGGCCGACCUGUGCGGCUUCCCGGCGAAUGCGUCCGGCUUCCAUGCUCCUGGAUACUUCCACGAGGCGGUGCUCGAGCUCGCGAGCGACACGCCGGGCGCGCCGCCGACCAAGUUCUUCUACCGCGUCGGCUCGGACGCGUACGGCUGGUACAUGGGUGAAACUUAUGAGGACGGCUCGCAGUACCACUGGGAGGAGCCAGACGCUGUCAACACGACAGUGCACAUUGCGAAGCGCCUCGCGAGCAACGGCGGCAAGGGCAUCGACCUCGUGCUGCACCCGGGCGAUCUGUCGUACGCCACGGGCUACGAGUCCGAGUGGGAUCGCUUCAUGGCUCAGAUUGAGCCGAUCUCGUCCUACGUGCCCUACAUGACCGGCAUGGGCAACCACGAGCGCGACUUCCCCGGCAGCGGCAACUCGAUUGGCGCGGGCGACUCCGGCGGCGAAUGCGGUGUGCCGACAGAGGCACGCUUCCACAUGCCAACGUGCGCCCAGCCAAAUACCAGGCCGUGCAUCGGCCAAAAGUACGUCGGCAAGGAGGCCGGCCGCGCUCACCACUCGUCUGUGGUCGUCGGCGUGCCGGGCACGGUGCGUGCUGCCAAGCCCGUCGGCUCGGCGGACGAUGGCUGGUACAGCUUCGAGCAGGGCCCGCUGCACGUGCUGAUGCUGCACACGGAGAUGAGCUCGGCGAAAAGCUCUCGGCAGCACGCGUUCGUCGCUGCCGACCUCGCGGCCAAUGCGCUCGGCGACCUCGAGCCGCUCCUCAUGCAGUACAAGGUGGACAUUGCGUUCUGGGGCCACAUUCACUAUGCACAGCGCUCGUGCCCGAUGAUCCAGGGGGCUUGCGUCACUUUGAAGGAUGCGGCCGGCUACGACGCGCCCAUCCAUGCCAUCAUCGGCAACGCCGGCCAGAGCCUCUCGACGUUCCCCGACCCGAGCGCACGCGCAAAGUGGUCAGUCUACCAAGCUAAGGAGUGGGGCUUCUCUCACAUGACCAUCCACAACGCGACGCACCUGACGCUGGAUUACUACGCCGACGCGCCGCUUGACGGGAAGGCGCCGCUGCACCACACCGUCACCGUCAAGCGUGGCUACCCGCGCGUCUGA